UAUCAAACUGGAGAAACUAUUAGCACGGCCAGAACCAACACCAGGAGUUUCAGAAGAAUGGGGCUCUGGUUGGAAUGGUCCAAAUUUUAUUGUGGAAAUCGAAGAGACUGGCUCUGCCUCAGCAACGAACACAGAUUAUCUCAACAGCAGCGAAGAUGUGACCAAUUUAGCUCCACUGAAUUCCACCCUAGCGGGGAGUGGUCCCAAAAUCGUAGUACGACCGGAAGAGGUGAUCAUUGUGGGCCUAGUGUUGAUGCUUUGGGUUGGCGCCAUCGUGCUGUUCUUUAACCGCUGGGGUAAAAUACGCAUGCUGGAACCCUAUCAACCGAAAUUCCAGCAACAGCAUCGGUCUUCCUGUCCGCUAGUCGAUAUUGAUGCAAUACCAACACAUGGGCGCGCAUCUGUAUCUCGUAUGUCAAUGGGUUUAGUUAAUAACAUAAAUAUGCCGACCUGUCAAUUCGCUGCUUAUAAUCCGACGAUAUAUGCGAAAGGUUAUGCUGUGAAUAUGCGCCCUCGGCAAAACUCGGUGUUCGUUGGCUCCAGCCCCAGUCAGUUUAUGAUGCCCCGACCGCCGCGUAAAACACGCUCCGCCAUGGACUUACAUUCGAUGGUGCUGGAUGAAGCGGCGGAGCAGGUUUAAACACAUUUCCAUGUUUACUAUGAAGCACACCAACACUUAAGAUCAACACUAAAGUUUCUUAUGUAAAAGAUAUGAAUGCUUUUGCUCACUAUCACUCUCAAACUAUAUGAAUGAAGUCAAUAGAAUAUUUACUCUAAUGUAAUUAAUUGUUUGCUCUCGCACUUGUUAUUUGCUACAAGUCACUACUAUUUACC
Molecule: messenger RNA, 834 nt
Organism: Bactrocera tryoni
Lineage: Eukaryota; Metazoa; Arthropoda; Insecta; Diptera; Tephritidae
Exons: 5
Coding region: 254-640 (128 amino acids)
Source: RefSeq, a predicted model, not a curated record